Messenger RNA from Lotus japonicus, 1333 nucleotides. RefSeq names its product autophagy-related protein 18a-like. The record is from RefSeq and is a predicted model, not a curated record. Gene Ontology annotation, biological process: protein lipidation; protein localization to phagophore assembly site; nucleophagy. Bases 15 to 1097 code for a protein of 360 amino acids. The transcript has 4 exons. Gene Ontology annotation, cellular component: phagophore assembly site membrane; cytosol; extrinsic component of membrane. Lineage: Eukaryota; Viridiplantae; Streptophyta; Magnoliopsida; Fabales; Fabaceae. Gene Ontology annotation, molecular function: phosphatidylinositol-3-phosphate binding; protein binding; phosphatidylinositol-3,5-bisphosphate binding.
UCUAAACCCUCGCAAUGCAACCGCAAUCCCCGUCGCUCCUCCGCCUCUCCUUCAACCAAAACAACACCUGCUUUGCCGCCGCCUCCGCCACCGGCUUCCAAGUCUUCCGCAUUAAUCCAUUCACUGAGCUAUUCCGGCGAGACUUCUCCGGCAGCGGAAUCGGCCACGUCGAGAUGCUCUUCCACUCCAACAUACUCGCCCUCGUCGGCGGCGGCUCCCGCCCUCAGUUCCCUCCCAACAAAGUCAUGCUCUGGGACGACAACAAGGGCAGGUGCUUCGGCGAGCUCUCGUUCCGUUCCGCCGUUCGCUCCAUCCGUCUCCGCCGCGAUCGGAUUGUGGUGGUAGUUGAGUUGAAGGUCUUCGUUUACAACAUCGCCGAUUUCAAAUUGCUUCAUCAGGUUGAGACCGUUGUGAACCCUAAGGGGCUUUGCGCGGUUUCGCAGUCAGCUGAAUCGUUGGUUCUAGCGUGCCCUGGCUUGCACAAGGGUCAGGUAAGGGUGGAUCACUUGGCGGCGGCGCAGAAGAGGAGGACUAUUUUCGUUUCGGCUCAUGAUUCGGCGUUAGCGUGCCUAGCUCUCACGCUUGAUGGCAAGUUUCUCGCUACCGCCAGCUCAAAGGGCACGCUCAUUCGGGUUUUCGAUUCGGCAAAGGGGACUCUCCUUCAGGAAGUAAGAAGGGGCGCAAAUGAAGCAGAUAUCUACAGUUUGUCAUUCUCUUCUACUGCUCAGUGGUUAGGAGUUUCUAGUGACAAGGGUACCAUCCAUAUUUUCAGCCUUAAGGUUGAUUCUAGUGAAAAGAAUUGUGACAAGUCACAAAGUUCAUCCGAUUCUGGUGCUUCCAUUACACCAUCCAGAUCAUAUUUCUCAUUGAUUAAAAAAGGAGUGUUGCCAAAGUAUUUCAAUUCAGAGUGGUCAUUUGCUCAGUUUCACUUGCAUGGGAGCUCUCAUUACACUGUUGCAUUUGAUGACCAAAAGAAUACCAUCAUAAUUCUUGGCAUGGAUGGAAGCUUGUAUCGAUGUCAGUUUGAUCCGGUGCAUGGUGGAGAGAUGACUCAGCUUGAUUAUCAUAACUUUCUAAAACCAGAAAUAGCCUCCUGAGACCAUUUGUUAGAUAAAGUUGCAAUGUUGUUUUCAGUGUAGGCAUUUCAAUCUUUCCUUAUUUAUGGUUCUUCAGUGUUAAAGUAAAUAGAAGGACCAUCUUUGAAGAAUGCAAGCAUUCUCAUGUCUUUAAGGGCAGGUGCUAAUUGAGAUGCAGCUGACCGGUCAAGUUGUAUAUACUCAGGAUCCACAUUAUGCAUUCCGUUUGUAAUUAUACUAGGUGGUAACCCGUGCGA